Molecule: messenger RNA, 1032 nt
Organism: Zalophus californianus (California sea lion)
Lineage: Eukaryota; Metazoa; Chordata; Mammalia; Carnivora; Otariidae
Product: septin-9-like
Biological process (GO): cytoskeleton-dependent cytokinesis
Cellular component (GO): septin ring; cell division site; microtubule cytoskeleton
Molecular function (GO): GTPase activity; GTP binding; molecular adaptor activity
Source: RefSeq, a predicted model, not a curated record
GAGGCAGCUCUUGGCUGCACUGGCGACAUGGCCGACACCCCCAGAGACGCUGGGCUGAAGCAGGCGCCCGCACCCCGGAACCAGAAGGCCCCUGCGGACUCCGGCUAUGUGGGAAUUGACUCCAUCCUGGAGCAGAUGUGCAGGAAGGCCAUGAAGCAGGGCUUCGAGUUCAACAUCAUGGUGGUCAGGCAGAGUGGCUUGGGGAAGUCCACCUUGAUCAAUACCCUCUUCAAGUCCAAAAUUAGCCGGAAGUCGGUGCAGCCCACCUUGGAGGAACGCAUCCCCAAGACCAUUGAGAUCAAGUCCAUCACGCAUGAUAUUGAAGAGAAGGGCGUCUGCAUGAAGCUGACGGUCAUAGACACACCAGGGUUCGGGGACCACAUCAACAAUGAGAACUGCUGGCAGCCGAUCAUGAAGUUCAUCAACUACCAGUACGAGAAAUACCUGCAGGAGGAGGUCAACAUCAACCGGAAGAAGCGCAUCCCUGACACGCGCGUCCACUGCUGCCUGUACUUUAUCCCUGCCACCGGCCACUCCCUCAGGCCCCUGGACAUCGAGUUUAUGAAGUGCCUCAGCAAAGUAGUGAACAUUGUUCCUGUCAUCGCCAAGGCCGACACGCUGACCCUGGAGGAGAGGGACUACUUCAAACAGCGGAUCACCGCAGACCUGCUGUCCAACGGCAUGGACGUGUACCCCCAGAAGGAGUUUGACGAGGACUCGGAGGACUGGCUGGUGAAUGAGAAGUUCCGAGAGAUGAUCCCGUUCGCCGUGGUGGGCAGUGACCAUGAGUACCAAGUGAAUGGGAAGAGGAUCCUUGGACAGAAAACCAAAUGGGGCACCAUCGUUGAGAACACCACCCACUGUGAGUUUGCCUACCUUCGGGACCUCCUUAUCAGGACGCACAUGCAGAACAUCAAGGACAUCACCAGCAGCAUCCAAUUCGAAGCGUACCGGGUGAAGCGUCUGCACGAAGGCAGCCAUGCCAUGUCCAACAGCGUCGAGGAGAAGCGGCCCGAAGCCCAGGAGAUGUAG